Cyprinodon tularosa is the source of this 3244-nucleotide messenger RNA. It is a transcript of the gene spata1, whose product is annotated as spermatogenesis associated 1. Lineage: Eukaryota; Metazoa; Chordata; Actinopteri; Cyprinodontiformes; Cyprinodontidae. Bases 158 to 1708 code for a protein of 516 amino acids. The record is from RefSeq and is a predicted model, not a curated record. The transcript is spliced from 12 exons.
ACGAGAAACACAGUUGUGUUUAAUCGUAGCAUAUUGCUUCCAGGCAGUCUCUGGUGUCACACAGCAGAUGCAAACACAACUCUACCCAUAGCAAAUACCCACAGCCUUUCUUCAGUUCAGUGUUUUACGGCUUUACUUGCUCUGAACCAGACUAAUAAUGGAGGUGUCUGGUGAGUCAAUGAAAUAUACAGAGGACAAACUGAGACCGGUCAGCAGCAAGUUUGUGGAGCUCCAUGUGCUGUUUGCACCAGCUGACCUAUGGAAUAUGAAACUCAAUAAAGUUCCAGCUGAAGCCACGGAGGGCUUUAUUUCUGCUGGCUUUAUCAGAGUUUAUCCUGAAACCACCUUGCAGACUCUGAGGGGUGAGCUGGGGGCUCUCCUUGGGUCAGAGAGGAGCAUCCAUAAAUUCUCCUUCCUGAAAUGUGUUGGCCGCAGUCUGGCGCUGGUUAAAAGCAAACAGGAGACUGAUCUGAAAGUGAAAACAUUCGCCCCACCCUAUGCGGCUCAGCCAGAGCUGUACCUGCUGCACACUCCAGAGGCAGACAGCAAUUUCUGCCCCCAGUCCUUCACCCUGGAUUCCAGCAGCAGCUCCCCAGAGCAGCAGGCCUUCCCCAACCUUUCCAAGAUGUACGACGGAACAAUGGGGACAAAGAAGCCCAUUAAAUUCCCUCACAUAACGCAAUGUUCCCGGCAACGGGUUCCUGGCUCCGGAAUGGAAGAGGGACAUGAAGAUGAAGAAGGUGCAAACAGCUCCACCUCCUCUGAUGAAGCUCUGAGUUUUAUCAAGAGAACAGAGCCAGAGAGAUGUGAGGAGAAGUUUGGGAUUCAAAGGGCAAUGCAGCUUGUUUCACUUGGAAAAGCUUUGGAGACAUGUGAGGCUGAUCCAGGCCAGGCAAUGUGUUCACCAGAAAAUGAGGAGACCUGGAGAAAAACCAAACAUCAACACAGAGACAGACUUUCACGGGCAGCUGAGUCUCUGGAGGACGGAGAUUUAUGUUUUUUGCUCACAGACAGUGUUGGAAAAUUAAGAUUGAAAGAUCGACACACCGAGAGCUGCAUCACGAAAAUAACAACAAAUGGGGUGUUGGAAUGUCCAGCUGUGUCUUCGCAACAAGUUCAGUGCACAAAUUCACCCCAAGGUCCAGAUUUGGCCAGCAGUAAAGCAGCUUCUGCCUCACUAGUGUUUCUCAUAAAAAGAGAGGAUCUAAUGGAGGAAAUCAAACUGGUGAGGGAGGAGAGAAAGCAGCUGGAAUGGACCAGACAGCAGCUAUUGUGGAAAGGAAAAGACUUGUUGGCUCAGAACCGACACCGCAGGAAUCAAGCACGGGACACCUGGAAAAAGAAAUACUUUGAAACCAAGAAGGCCACAACUCCACUGGAAGAACAUCUGAAAAACUUGAGACAAGAACUGGAGAUAUUUUAUAACAAAGUCCUGCAUCAGCUCCAAGCCAGAGAGAAAGCACGGAGGCAGGGGAGGUCAUCAGAAAAGAACGAGCUCAUCAUUCAGAUCAUGAGGGAGACCCAUGAGAUCGACAACCUGAAGAGGAAGCUAGAAGAUUCCAAGAUGAAGCUGAUAACAGAGAUAAAGUUGAAAGAGCAGGCUGCUACUGAGCUCAGAGACCUGAAGGCUGAACUAGCUCAAAAGAAGAAUCAGUCAUCUCCUUCCUGGAUGGGGCGGAAACACAUCAUGGAGCAAAACACAAGUUAAAUACAGCUUCAUCAAUGUCAACAAAACUGCUCUUCCAAGCAAUUAAAGUAAUCAAAUGGGAGAAAGGUUUGCAGCAGUAAAUGGGCCAAAUAUUCUGUAAUGAGGACAGCCCAGGCGCAGAGACUAAGCAAGCGGCAUGUGUUUGGACCCAGAGAUCAUAUCAUUUACUCCUCUCUUCCCUCUCAUUUCCUGUUUAGCGACUUUUAAAUAAAGACCAAUAGCCAUGGAAAUCUGUUACUGUAACUUCCAGCAACUGAAUUCCAUUCUGUUUGUUCCUGUUUUUUUUUUCCAGUAAUACAACAGUAGACAGUCUAUGAAAUUAAUGAGUAAAAGCUUUAUUAAACAACAGAGUAAAAAAAAAAAAAUCAGUCUGGAAAGUUUUUUUUUUCUUAAAUCAGUGCAAAUAAAUCUAAAAUGAUUGUGUUUGUUAGCAAUUCACGUCAUUACAGAUAAAACUCAAGUUUAUGUGCAAAUCAGCACCCCUGAUCAGGAGGAGACACCACGCCCUGUUGCCUCUACAAAAUGAGUCUAUUCAGGAGUGUGCUCAGUAAAAAUGACCGCAGCAGCAUUCAGUUCAUCCCAUCUUGGAUCCUAACAGGGCAUUCCACAUCAGUGUGGUCUGCUGCCUGGCUACAGGGUCGUCACUGUAGUCCAAAAUGUUGCCGUUCCACAUGCCGAUGCCCCUUAGGCCUUUAGCCAUUACGUAGUCUGCUUUGGGAACAAGACUUUGUGGGUCAUCGUACCAGACCUGAUGGGUCUGUCCCGUCUCAUCCUAGAAGAAACCAGUCAAAGACAUAUCACAACAAAUAUAUAUAUAUGCAUUCCUUGUUUGUUUUUUUUAUUAAUCAUUUAGGAGUAGAGUGAAAAAAAGGCACACCUUAUAAUAGAAGUAUGGAGCUUUCUGCACAUCGUCCCACAGUCUGCCGGACGAUGUUGGGCUGCUGAGCUGCUUCAUGAUCCACUUGUAAGGUUUCUGUGUUCCCGCAGCAUCGCUGCACGGAGCUCCACGGAAAGGGACUUUGGGUAUGUAGCAUGUACCUUCCUUGUAAGAGAAAAUAAAACAGGAUAGAACCGCUGAAAUAAGAUCUUCAGCAACGUUUCCCACAAUGCAAAAGAAAAGGAAAAGCUAAGACCUAAUUCACCUUCAGUUACAUAAAAAAAAAAAACAUUUCAUUUUUGUUUCCUGUCAUUAAAGGUGAAAAAUAUUAGUAUGAGUAUUACUUCUGGCAUGAUAAACCUCUUUCUGAAUGACGCAUUAUGGUAGACAGCAAUUAAUGAUUGUGUUCAGAAUAUGAAUACAUCUAACUGUUAAACUAUAUUAGUUGUAAAUGUGCACGAUGAUUAAAAAAAAUCAUUAGAUCUUUACUGACUGAACUUCUGAGUUAUUUUACUCAAAAAAGAAAAAUAUAUAUAAUUGUGUAAUAGCAGAUAUCAGCCUCAUGGGGGCAGUGUGACCAAAGGUACGAUAUUAGUUGUGAAUUGAUGGAAUGCAAACAACCUUAGUAAUUUUUUAAGGCAAACAUUACUGGAAAAAUU